This is a messenger RNA of Miscanthus lutarioriparius, 1302 nucleotides long. Lineage: Eukaryota; Viridiplantae; Streptophyta; Magnoliopsida; Poales; Poaceae. The record is from the annotation of a GenBank genome assembly.
AUGGCCGCCCCCAACAGCAACGACGCCGCCAGCGCCAGUGGCACCGGCCCGGCUGGCGAGGAAGACAUCUCCAUCGAGGCGUUGGCGCGGCGCGUGCAGGAGCACAUGACCCUCAACUCCAACCCCGCCGCUCGCCGCCACAAGUUCUGGGAGACGCAGCCCGUCGGCCAGUUCCGCGACACCGCCGACACGUCGCUACCGGACGGCCCCAUCGAGCCGCCGACGCCACUCUCCGAGGUGCGCGCCGACCCCUACCCGCUGCCCGCCGCCUUCGAGUGGCUCACCUGCGACCUCGACGACGACGCGCUCCUGGCCGACCUCUACUCGCUGCUCGCCCACAACUACGUCGAGGACGACGAGAACAUGUUCCGCUUCAACUACUCCCCGGCCUUCCUCCGCUGGGCGCUCAAGCCGCCGUCCUUCUUCCGGGCCUGGCACAUCGGCGUCCGCGCCAAGGAGUCCAAGAAGCUCGUCGCCUUCAUCUCGGGCGUCCCGGCCCGCAUCCGCGCCCGCGACGACAUCGUCCGCAUGGCCGAGAUCAACUUCCUCUGCGUCCACAAGAAGCUCCGAUCCAAGCGCCUGGCACCCGUGCUCAUCCGGGAGGUCACCCGCCGCGUCCACCAGGAGAACAUCUGGCAGGCUGCAUACACCGCGGGGGUCGUCCUCCCAACCCCCAUCACCACCUGCCGCUACUGGCACCGAUCCCUCAACCCCAAGAAGCUCAUCGAUGUUGGGUUCUCUCGCCUCGGUCCGCGCAUGACAAUGAGCCGCACGGUCCGUCUAUACAAGAUGCCUGAUGCGCCGCUCACCCCUGGGUUCCGCAGAAUGGAGCUGCGGGAUGUUGCUGCAGUCACACGGCUGCUGAGGGCUUACCUUGCGAGGUUUGUGGUGGCACCAGAUUUUGAUGAGGUAGAUGUGGAGCACUGGCUGCUGCCCCAAGAGGAUGUGGUGGACAGCUACCUUGUGGAGAGCCCUGAGACGCAUGAGGUCACGGAUUUCUGCAGCUUUUACACGCUGCCCUCAUCAGUGCUCAACAAUGCUAACUAUGCGACGCUCAAAGCGGCAUACUCAUAUUACAAUGUUUCCACCAAAACUCCGUUGCAGCAGCUGAUGAAUGAUGCUCUGAUUGUUGCCAAGCAGAAGAAUUAUGACGUGUUCAAUGCUCUCGAUGUCAUGGAGAAUGAGUCAUUCCUCAAGGAGCUCAAGUUUGGUCCUGGAGAUGGGCAGCUCCACUAUUACCUCUACAACUACCGUAUUCGCAAUGGCAUCAAGCCCUCUGAGCUUGGUCUUGUGCUGCUAUAG